Messenger RNA from Fonsecaea erecta, 204 nucleotides. RefSeq lists its product as hypothetical. The transcript is spliced from 2 exons. Gene Ontology annotation, biological process: protein secretion. The record is from RefSeq and is a predicted model, not a curated record. Lineage: Eukaryota; Fungi; Ascomycota; Eurotiomycetes; Chaetothyriales; Herpotrichiellaceae. Bases 1 to 204 code for a protein of 67 amino acids.
AUGGCGUCGGUUGCUCAGCCAUGGCUGUUCUCAAAAUUCAUCGACCCCGUCUUCGCGGUCUGCGUUGGGCUUUCCGCAGCUGCUCUUCGCAUCCGACGCGAACAACGCGAGAAUUACCCUCACCAGGAUUCCAGUUUUCUUGCGCUCUGGCGGAAAGGUCUCAAGAUGAACAAAGUUUACUGGGGAGGUGAUCCCGAGGCCUGA